AUGAGCAGUAUUAAUGAAGGUCCCUAUAACUCGCCAACGUUUGGAAAAUCAUUAUCAUUAAAAGUAGAUGGAGGAUUCAACGCCGUGUCUAUCAAUCCCUCUGGUAGGGAUGUUGUUCUGGCCAGCCGGCAAGGUCUUUAUAUUAUCGAUUUGGACGAUCCGUUUACACCUCCAAGGUGGUUACACCACAUUACACCAUGGCAAGUUGCCGACGUGCAAUGGUCACCGCAUCCUGCGAAACCAUAUUGGAUUGUUUCAACAUCAAACCAAAAAGCAAUCAUAUGGAAUUUAGCAAAAUCCUCGUCGAACGCAAUUGAGUUUGUGCUGCAUGGCCACUCCAGGGCAAUCACGGAUAUAAAUUUCAAUCCACAGCAUCCUGAUGUUUUGGCUACCUGUUCGGUUGACACGUAUGUCCAUGCUUGGGAUAUGAGAAGUCCUCAUAGGCCUUUUUAUUCGACAAGUUCGUGGAGGUCUGCUGCUUCCCAAGUUAAAUGGAACUAUAAAGAUCCUAAUGUCCUCGCAUCAUCACAUGGAAACGAUAUAUUCGUAUGGGAUUUAAGAAAAGGCUCCACUCCACUAUGCUCUUUAAAGGGUCAUGUAAGUUCAGUGAAUAGUAUAGAUUUCAACAGGUUCAAGUCCACAGAAUUAAUGUCAAGUUCGAAUGACGGAACAGUAAAAUUCUGGGACUAUUCAAAAAGUACAACAGAAUCUAAGAGAACAGUAACAACUAAUUUUCCAAUUUGGAGAGGACGCUACCUACCAUUUGGAGAAGGUUAUUGUAUCAUGCCAAUGGUUGGAGGCAAUAAUGCAGUGUAUUUGGUAAACCUAUGCGACGACGAUGACAAUGAAGAAAACAAGAAAACAAAACUUCAGCCCAUAUACGCAUUCAAGGGCCACAAUGAUCGGGUGAUUGACUUUCUUUGGAGGUCAAGGCACACGUACAAUGGAGAUUAUGAUGACCGUGAAUUUCAACUGGUUACGUGGUCUAAGGAUUGCGAUUUGAAACUAUGGCCAAUGUCUGACAAUAUUUAUGGGAAGGUUAAUUUUGAUAGAACAAAAAGACUCGAAGAAAAACUACCAGACUACGAUUACUGUUCGUACAAUAAGGAAUCUGAUAAUAGAGAAAAUGUUCAAAAAAAUGAAUUCAAGCGAAUACGAGAAAAUUUCAUAACGACUUCUGGUUUGAAGAAAAAUAAGGCCAACCAUAUUACUUGGCUCUCAGGGAUCAGAAUGAAUAACGCCAAUUCCCAAGAGGAUUUAUUCAAUGAGACUAAAAUUCAAAAUCUAGGGGAGGAAGUAAGUGCAAUUGGUCACAAAUUCCCAAAAGUGGUAUUUGAAAAGAUUUCAGUCUCCACACGAGAAUUAUGUCUGACCCUCAAUGGCCCUUGGUCAGAGGAAAAUCCUGAUGAAUAUGUUUUCUUGCGUAUAAGCAUCGACUUUUCUCCUAACUAUCCAAGCAAAGGAAACCCCCCAAAGUUUAUAAUAGAGGAAAAUGCAAACCUGACUUCGAGCAAGAGGCAAGAAAUACUAUCCAAUCUGGCUACUAUUGGUCAAAAAUAUACCGAUUCAAAUUAUUAUUGCUUGGAACCGUGCAUACGUUUUGUUUUAGGCGAGAAGGUUAGCUUGGAUGAUAUCGGAGACGGCCAGGAACCCUUACUAAAUUUUGAUAUUGCUGAUCAUAUAGAUUUCGAAGACUUAUCCUCCUUAGAUAGUUCAUAUUCUGAUUCACAAAAUUUGGAGAACCUUUCUUCUCAAUCUGACACAGAAUCUUACAAGGAAGCAUUGGUAUUCCCUGACGCAUCGAAUCCGGGUUUAAAUUUUGGAAGAAACCUAGCUUUAGAUACAACACCGGUUCCAAAUGGAUGCGGUUCUUGUUGGACUGCAACAGGGCAACUUUUAUGCUUUUUCGCAAACGACAAAAAACCUGAGAAAAAGCAAAACACAAUAGCCAAAUUGUCCCAAAAAGACACAGUAUUGGAAAGGCAUCCAUUUAAAGUAGAACCUCAAAUUUUUUAUGAUAAAGAAGCCGAUGGUAAUGAAACCACUGCUAUUGAUGUUAAGGCUCGUCCCAAGCGUUAUGUUGACRCAUUGGGUCUAGGAGGCAGCAAUAAUGGCGAUUCGAGAACAUAUUCAGAAGAUGAAUCAUCUUCUGAUGAUUCGUUUGACAGUGUUGCCGAUGAUUGGGAUGAUAUAUUAAGAAACGAUAUAAUAGUAAGAACUAAAAUUCCAAUUCUAAGAGGUAACUUCAGAGCUUUCAGUUCAGUGCAUUCUGAAUCUGGGAAAACAGUAGAAUCUACUAAGAAAAAUAAGAACGUGAUAGUUUCUAAAGACUUUAGUAGUUUACUAAGUGACCGCAAGGAACUAGCAUUAGAAUACCUAUUCAUGGAUGUUACGCCAGAAGAAUUCGCUAGAAAUAACGCCUUAGUGGCAGAAAAGUAUGAGCUUGACGAAAUUAGCCAUUGCUGGCAAAUUUUAUCUGAUAUGCUGAUAGAUCAAAAUGAUUGCGACCCCUAUAAUACAAUCUGGAAUAACCAUCCUAUGGGGAUAAAAUGGUUUAUAAAAGAAGCAAUCAUUUAUUUUGAAAGACAACAAAACUUACAAAUGCUAGCUAUGUUAUGCUGUGUGAUCUUGAGCGCUAGAAAGAGAGUGAACUCAACAUAUAAUGCCGACGGAUAUUAUGGGCAAGACUUAGAUAACACGGAAGGUAUGAUUGUGUUUAAUGACAAUGAAAGCCAAAACACAUCGUUCUGGAAGGGAUCAGACACUUUUUCAACCAGAUCUAGAAGUAGCACUGUAACACCAAAUUCUUAUGCUUCUCAUUUGAGAGGAAAAAACGUCUACGCAGGUGACAAUGCUUCCAUAAGGUCCGAUGAUUACCAUGCUCGGCUAAAAUCGCAUAAUACAUUAAGUGGUAGCAACAGAUUUUCCGAGCCAGCUCAGAAACAAAAUACUCGUGCAACCCCGUCCGGCGCCUUUCGCAAUAAAAUGCCUGAUAUUAAGGUCGAGCUCUUACAUGACGAUAUCAUAGACGCUUAUGAACAGGAGGAUUUCUUGCACUUGGAGCCAUCAGACAUACCAAAAUUUCAAACUUAUAUUUACCAGUAUUCAAAACUUCUUUUUAGAUGGGAACUACCCUUAGAAAGGGUUAAAAUAUUAAAAGUGAGCACAGACUUUAAAAGUUCUUAUAGUACUCCUGGAAGUGUCUCUACCAAUAAUGAAAACAGUCCUUAUAAUAGAAUACUUACUCAUUGGAUCGAAAACGAGAAGCUUGGAGAGGAAAAGUUUAUCGCUCGAAAUUGUAACUAUUGUAAUUUGAGAGUGACAAGGAGUAGUUUUAUAUGUGGCAAUUGUCAACAUGUUUUACAUUCCGCGUGUGCGAGAACAUGGUGGGAGAUCGGCGACGAAUGUCCAUCUGGAUGUGGAUGUAAUUGUCCAGAUAUGUUUGAUGCCUAA
Molecule: messenger RNA, 3453 nt
Organism: Saccharomyces eubayanus
Lineage: Eukaryota; Fungi; Ascomycota; Saccharomycetes; Saccharomycetales; Saccharomycetaceae
Gene: MTC5
Product: Mtc5p
Exons: 1
Coding region: 1-3453 (1150 amino acids)
Molecular function (GO): protein binding
Source: RefSeq, a predicted model, not a curated record